AUAGAUUCUUAGCUAUAACCACUUGGCCAAAAAAAAGUUCUUCCGUGGGUUCAGCAAAUAAAGCAGUAUAUAUACCACGAAUACCGAGCUAUAUAUUCAGGAUAUACCAGGAAGUUCAGCUUUCUUGCAGAAUUAUUAGUUGUUCUUGGCUAAGUUUUCCAGCUCUCCGCUCGCUUGUAGUUAAUCAUGAAGAUAUACGAGGACCCUCCGGCGGAGAUCUCCCACAACGCCCACCCUGCGCACAAGCUCAAGCUGGUGACCACCGACGGCCCGCCGUUCCGGUGCGACGGCUGCCGGGAGCCAGGCAACGGCAAGGGGCACAGGUACAGGUGCGAAGACUGCGAGUUCGACCUCCACACAACCUGCGCCCUCCCAGAGUCCCCUCUAAAACAUUCUCUGUUUGGCGACCUCGAAUUCAAGUUCCUCCCCCAAGCCCCGCCCCCCGUGGAUGCAGCGUUCUGCAACGCCUGCGGCGACAGAGCGCCCGGGUUCGUCUACCAUUGCUUCGAGAAGGACCUCGAUCUCCACCUCCACCCAUGCUGCGCGACCCUGAAGAUGGAAAGCGUUCUCCAGGACGGACAUCUAGUCCAGCUCUGCAAGGAGGCCGAGCAAGGUUGCCUCGUGUGCGGCGAGAAGGAGCGCCAGAGCUCCUCAAACAACAAGUUCUGGCGGCGUCACAAAAAAAACAAGAAGUUCUGGGCGUACCGCUGGCGCUACAACGGCAACUACGGAUACCUGCACGUGGCGUGCAUGAACAAGAUUGCUGUCCUGAGCUGGGAGCAAGCCUACCAGGACAGUGUCGGCGGCGGCAUCGUGGAGGCGAGCGUGCCGAUCAUGAAGGGCAUGCUGCAGUGGUGCUCGCCCAAGAAUACGGGGAGCAGCAGCGGGUCCGGGAUCCACGGGCUCGAUCAGCUCGCCAUUAUGGUUCAGGCAAUCUCGGAAGCGUCAUCAUCGCAGUGAUAACUGGGAACCCCUUGGCCAUGCAUGAUCAGUGCUGCUCUCCGGGGUAUUAGCGAUCGAUCGAGCUAUUAAUGAAUUUCCGUUUACGUAGGGUGUUUGCUUUGUCUCGUAUGAUUUUGUUAUAUGUAAGUUGCUUGAUUUAGACUUUUCAUAUUUCCUUCAGGUUUAUUCAUGCCACUUUGGACUA
Molecule: messenger RNA, 1147 nt
Organism: Phragmites australis (common reed)
Lineage: Eukaryota; Viridiplantae; Streptophyta; Magnoliopsida; Poales; Poaceae
Exons: 1
Coding region: 187-960 (257 amino acids)
Source: RefSeq, a predicted model, not a curated record